Molecule: messenger RNA, 1095 nt
Organism: Paramacrobiotus metropolitanus
Lineage: Eukaryota; Metazoa; Tardigrada; Eutardigrada; Parachela; Macrobiotidae
Exons: 5
Coding region: 188-1006 (272 amino acids)
Source: RefSeq, a predicted model, not a curated record
UGUAGGAAGAAGAUUGCUUAAUACUCUAGAAAUAGAGAAGUGAAAGUGCUUUACGAUCUUUUCCGCAUAGUCCACCUGACCACCUCUCCUUUUUUUGAUGCUCUAUUGAUCCAAUUAAUUUAUCGUGAAAAGCGAUGCUACUCAUAAGCGAACCGCAAACGCUCGGUGGACGGAAAACGAUAGCAAAAUGGCGAUAUAUGCAUUUAACAUGGUUUCAGUUAUUCUGUGGUGGCAUUGGUGGAUUUUUUGUCUUUGUUCCGCUGUUAAUGAUAAUAAUGAUAGCAUCACAAUUCAGCCUGAUAUCCCAAAGGAAAAUAACUUCGCUAUUCUCGGGAAUCUAACAGUGGACAAUGUCGUGGCUGCGGCAUCAGCUCUCGUAAAUAACAGAACUGCGCGAAUUUAUUACGGAGACGGCGUCUACGGUGACCGGCACGAUACCUACACCGGAAAUAAUGGAUGGGGCUCCAAACGCGAUUACUCUGAUUCCUAUAGCCACGAAGAUAAUGAUUAUUCAUCAAGGUCAUACCACUCAUACGGGCCACGAAGGGAAUUUUUCGAUGAAAAAGAUGAUUCUGGCUAUUCUCCCAACUACCGACCGUAUCCGAGUACAGCAGGAUAUUACAACGAUAAUCCUUAUGCGAUGACCUACAACGGAUAUCAGGGCUGGAAUAACUAUGGCCGGUACGGUCCGGCCUACGGUGGUGGAGGGUAUGGGGCUGGCGCGUAUGGCGGUGGGUACUACCAGCGUCCUGGCUACGGGGGAUAUUAUGGCUCACGACCCUUCUAUCCGCCUCCACCACCGUUCCUUGGAUAUGGGUUUGCACCCUAUGGGGGCUCUGAUAACAAUCUACUGCUUCUGUUGCUGCUCCUAAGAAGACGGGAAGAAUUGCACAGAAUACGGGAGAGAGAACAAAUACUUAACAACAACAACGACAACAACGGCGGUUUUCCAUUACAGCGUCUGUUUCCUCUGCUGUUACCACUACUGGGGAAUUUGUUCGGAUGAUAACUAUGAACGAGGAUGGCCAUAUUCAAUAUAUUGGGAGUUUAUUCCUGAUAUGCAUUAUUUGACCACUUCCGGAACACUAUGGCUAC